This is a messenger RNA of Tupaia belangeri chinensis (Chinese tree shrew), 900 nucleotides long. It is a transcript of the gene MYOD1, whose product is annotated as myogenic differentiation 1. Gene Ontology annotation, biological process: muscle organ development; skeletal muscle cell differentiation; positive regulation of skeletal muscle fiber development. Gene Ontology annotation, molecular function: protein dimerization activity; RNA polymerase II cis-regulatory region sequence-specific DNA binding; DNA-binding transcription factor activity, RNA polymerase II-specific. The coding region runs from base 4 to 900 and encodes 298 amino acids. The transcript is spliced from 3 exons. The record is from RefSeq and is a predicted model, not a curated record. Lineage: Eukaryota; Metazoa; Chordata; Mammalia; Scandentia; Tupaiidae.
GAUAUGGAGCUACUGUCGCCACCGCUCCGUGACGUAGACUUGACGGGCCCCGACGGCUCUCUCUGCUCCUUUGCCACAGCGGACGACUUCUAUGACGACCCAUGUUUCGACUCCCCGGAUCUACGCUUCUUCGAGGACCUGGACCCGCGCCUGGUGCACGUGGGCGCACUCCUGAAGCCGGAGGAGCACUCGCACUUCCCGGCCGCGGUGCACCCGGCCUCCGGCGCGCGCGAGGACGAGCAUGUGCGCGCACCCAGCGGGCACCACCAGGCGGGCCGCUGCCUACUGUGGGCCUGCAAGGCGUGCAAGCGCAAGACCACCAACGCCGACCGCCGGAAGGCGGCCACCAUGCGCGAGCGGCGCCGCCUGAGCAAAGUGAAUGAGGCCUUUGAGACGCUCAAGCGCUGCACGUCCAGCAACCCAAACCAGCGACUGCCCAAAGUGGAGAUCCUGCGCAACGCCAUCCGCUACAUCGAGGGCCUGCAGGCUCUGCUGCGCGACCAGGACGCCGCGCCCCCUGGCGCCGCCGCCGCCUUCUACGCGCCCGGCCCGCUGCCCCCGGGUCGCGGCGGCGAGCACUACAGCGGCGACUCGGACGCGUCCAGCCCGCGCUCCAACUGCUCCGACGGCAUGCUCUAUGCAGACGCAGAGCCCAGGCCCGGGAAGAGCGCGGCCGUGUCGAGUCUCGACUGCCUGUCCAGCAUCGUGGAGCGCAUCUCCACCGACAGCCCCGCGGCGCCCACGCACCUGCUGGCAGACGCGCCGCCGGAGUCCCCUCCGCGCCCACCAGAGGCCACCGCCCCGAGCGAGGGCGAGCCCGGCGUCCCCACCCCGUCCCCGGACGCCGCCCAGCAGUGUCCGGCGGGCGCGAACCCCAACCCAAUCUACCAGGUGCUCUGA